GGACGAUCUUGCUUUUGCUGCUAAUCAGAGUAGCAUUCGCCCAGAAUCGACAACUGAUUUAGCCUAUGAAGACACAACACUAUUUGAUAAAUAUAACUCAAUGAUACCGUCAGUAUUCACUAAACGAUUUCUUACGGAAUCCAUGGAAGAAAACAAGUGGAGACGAAAUGGCGAUCUCUAUGGAAAUGUGCCAAAGGCAAAGACGGGUCUUGAAAUUUUGAUGAUGACCAUCAUUGAUGUAAGAUGGAACGAUCCGCGUCUCAUUUGGGAUCCUUUGCAGUUUAUGAAUAUUACUUAUAUCUACGCUCCGACGUACAAAGUUUGGACACCAGCUAUUUCUGCAGAAAAUGUGAUGGAGACAGAUCCAGUUGCUGACCAUGAUAGUUUCACUAACGUGAUAAUCAGCGCAAAUGGCGACAUACUUCGUGUCUUUACCCUUUCGGUGCUUUUCACUUGCGCGAUCAGGGCAGGCCGUUUUCCAUUCGAUACUUAA
Messenger RNA from Strongylus vulgaris, 493 nucleotides. Lineage: Eukaryota; Metazoa; Nematoda; Chromadorea; Rhabditida; Strongylidae. The record is from the annotation of a GenBank genome assembly.